AUGCGUAUAAUAGAUGUUCUAACAACUGUUGCCAACAAUGGCACGAUCAGUUUCGCGCGUCUCUACCGCACUAAAACAGAACGCAUGCCUGUUCCCAUUGAGAAAGUCCUCCAAAACCUUUCAACCUAUCGCUUCAUCUUCCAAAAUCCACUCGACCUGCACAAGCUCCUCGAAGACCCCGACCCUGUCAGCGUGGCCAUCUGCCAGGGCAUAAAAAGACUACGACUCGAUCUCCUACAGUACUUCGCAGAGGGAAAGGUGACUCUCAAAGAAGCCUUGGACGACAAUUCCAAACGUGUCGACCUGCAGGCACUCAUGGAGAACUGGAGAGUUGCCUGUCGACUUAUACCAAGGGACCAUGGUCUGCAGGAACUUACGUUUGAUCUGUCCGGUGCGAAUGAGCUGUGCAGGUUGCGCUUGACCAGCAGAACCAUUCAGCUUAUCAGUACGACUCUGGUUCUUAAGGCGAGACAGAAUUUGCGGUGUAGGAUUCAAGGGGCGGCCAAUUUGGAUCAUGCGCAGAUGAGACAUGUGCAGAUGUCCCUUGUGAGUCGCUAG
This is a messenger RNA of Aspergillus pseudotamarii, 558 nucleotides long. RefSeq lists its product as uncharacterized. The transcript has a single exon. Bases 1 to 558 code for a protein of 185 amino acids. The record is from RefSeq and is a predicted model, not a curated record. Lineage: Eukaryota; Fungi; Ascomycota; Eurotiomycetes; Eurotiales; Aspergillaceae.